Messenger RNA from Echinostoma caproni, 504 nucleotides. NCBI's taxonomy places the organism in Eukaryota, Metazoa, Platyhelminthes, Trematoda, Plagiorchiida, Echinostomatidae. The record is from the annotation of a GenBank genome assembly.
AUGAUAUUCGUUCCGAAUCUGCUGCAUAUCUUGAAUCUAUUUCAGUCUGAUGGAGUGCAAGCGCGCAUUUUGGGUACGACGUGUAGCGUAAAACUUAUGCAACUGGCCAAACUGUGCAACGAUUUAGCCACUCGAGGUGACCGCCACAAUCCGGUGUUCCGAUUGGCUCGCACAUUGGAGGGUAAACUGAUUCAGGCGCAACGGUGGCUCGCAGAUCCACGUGGACCGCAACGACAGGUUGGUCUGGAGGCCUGUCGUUCUUUGGCUCAGGGCGCUCGUAAACUAUUGGACUUGGACCUCAAUAGCGGUCCAAGUACUCCGGGACCAAGUGACAGAGGUCUCACGAAUGGAGAUGUGGAGAAGGUAUCCAAAGAUUCGUGUGUCGAAGCGUGUGAACACGUGGAACGUGCUGCGGAACGGUUAUUUGCGGUCUCAGCACAACCAGAAAGUAAGUAUGCUCCAACAUCGCCUCUACUCUGCAAGCGUAUUGCCACUCACGUCUAA